CUUCACGGGAAGGAAGCACGUUUUGUGAAUCAGUGAGAAAAGAGCCGGCAAAAAGGUAGAAGCCAAGGAGCUAAAGAAGAAGUUUUCUAACAGUUGGUUCGACUAACUACACACUAAAUACAGAAGCCAUGCCUGCAGACAUUAACAAAGGAAAGAAGGCAUUCGUCCAAAAGUGUGCCCAGUGUCAUACUGUGGAAGAGGGUGGAAAACACAAGGUUGGACCCAAUCUGUGGGGUUUGUUUGGACGCAAAACAGGCCAAGCAGAGGGCUACUCCUAUACUGAUGCCAACAAAAGCAAAGGCAUUGUCUGGAAUGAGGACACCCUGAUGAUUUAUCUGGAGAACCCCAAGAAGUACAUUCCAGGAACAAAGAUGAUCUUCGCUGGCAUCAAAAAGAAGAAUGAGCGUACUGACCUCAUAGCAUAUCUGAAGUCUGCAACUUCAUAAAGAACUCUACAUUUGCCAAUUUUGUGUCUUGACAAACUGCUCAAGAGGCCAGGGAUCUUCAUUUUAUCAAAACUCAGGCAGAACUGCAGGCAAUCUAGCAGUAGUGGAGCCAGCACUAUAACUUGCCACAUUUGUCACAGCUCUUCUGUUUCUGACAUGAUCCUUCUCUUUGGUGGAGUGAAUGAUAUCCCCUGGUUUUAACAGGUUCUUUUUCUUACAUAAAUUAUUAAACCAUUUACUGUGUAUUCAGAAUGUAGGGACUGAAAGCUGUUUUUUUGUUUUUGUUUUUGUUUUCUAGAUUACUGUUAUCGAGUAUUUUUUGUUCUCUCUGUAGAUUCUUGGUCAAUAACUAAGUAGUGUUCGUGAUUGUUCCAGUAAUGAAUAUGCCUUUUCUGCUUUUGAGUUAAUGAUACACUCAAAGUCUCUAAUUGUCACUGUUGAAAUUUCAAGUUUAAUAAUACUGACACUAUACACCAUUUUUAAAAUUUCUUAAGAAUCUGUUUGACUUAAUGUAUCCAAAAGUGAAUACUUGUUCAGUAUUGAGUUUUCUUAAAGAAAAGUGGUUAAAUACACAAUGUGGAUUUUGUUGUCAAUUAAGGCUAAUGAACCUAAUUGGAGUGAUAUACGUAGUCUUAAACAUCUGGCUGUUGCCAUAGGGUGUGCAGCUCUAAGAUUUACCUCAAGGGAUUUGAUAAGCGUGAAGUGGCUUGGUUUGUCCCUUGCAUUUUGCAAUACAUGUAUAAAACCUCAACAUUGGAAUACUGCAGGUGUGAUGUGUGUUAUGUUGCAAAUGUUUGGGUAAUUUAUGGAAGCGUAACUUCUUGCCCUAAAUGAAGUGCCUUGCAGUUUGUAGUUUUAAAGAGUCUGAGUUUGAGUUGUUCUCCACACCUGUUGCAUGUUUUUGUAGUAGGUUGGUGUGACCUCUGAAAAAAUGGAGAAACUUUGCAUGUGAAUCAGUUGUCUUGACAGGCUGCUAGUUAUUGAAUGCAUUUGGAUCAUUGCAUGUUCAUACAUUAAAGGGAGUGAAGGUG
Molecule: messenger RNA, 1477 nt
Organism: Scomber japonicus (chub mackerel)
Lineage: Eukaryota; Metazoa; Chordata; Actinopteri; Scombriformes; Scombridae
Product: cytochrome c-b
Exons: 3
Coding region: 129-446 (105 amino acids)
Biological process (GO): mitochondrial electron transport, ubiquinol to cytochrome c; mitochondrial electron transport, cytochrome c to oxygen
Cellular component (GO): mitochondrial intermembrane space
Molecular function (GO): electron transfer activity; heme binding
Source: RefSeq, a predicted model, not a curated record